GGCCGCAGCCACAGUGAAGUUUGUCAACAAAUCCUAUGGAACCAAAUCGCGCGAGAGUGCGCAACUGAAGCGCAUAGUGGCGACGAGACUAGCGUUGUGGAGUUGUGUUGGAGAAGAAGGAGGAAGGCAGAGAACACAAGUCGAAAAGCGGGAUAAAACCAUUUUAAUCAAGAGAAAGUACCGGUUUUGUCAUGGCAUCGGGGGACACUCUGUACAUAGAGGCGGACGGGUCCGAAAUGCCAUCCGAAAUAGUGGAACUUCACGAAAUCGAAGUGGAGACUAUCGAGACAACAGUUGUCGGAGACGACGAUGAACACCAGCCUAUGAUCGCUCUGCAGCCUCUUGACACGGACGACCACCACUCGAUUCACCAUCACCAUCACCAUCAGGGGGUGAUCCUGGUGCAGACCAGGGAGGAGGUGGUGGGUGAGGAGGACUCUGAACUACACACCGAUGACGGGUACGAGGACCAGAUCCUGAUCCCCGUCCCGGUGCCCGCGGCGGAGCGGGACUACAUUGAACAGACUCUGGUUACAGUGGCCGGGAAAAGCUCGUCGGUGGGUCGCAACAAAAAGGGGGGAAGUGGCAAGAAAGCGGGAAAGAAGAGCUAUCUGAGCGGCGCGGAGAUGGGCCGCAAGUGGGAGCAGAAGCAAGUCCAGAUAAAGACUUUAGAAGGAGAGUUUUCGGUGACGAUGUGGGCAUCGGAUGACAAGAAGGACAUCGACCAUGAGGAGGAAAUCAUUGGGGAGAACUCGCCGCCGGACUACUCCGAAUACAUGACAGGCAAGAAGCUGCCGCCGGGCGGCAUCCCGGGCAUCGACCUGUCGGACCCGAAGCAGCUGGCCGAGUUCGCAAGAAUGAAGCCAAGAAAAGUAAAAGAAGACGAUUCUCCUCGAACGAUAGCGUGUCCGCACAAAGGAUGCAGUAAGAUGUUCAGGGACAACUCUGCCAUGAGGAAGCACCUGCACACCCAUGGGCCACGGGUGCACGUUUGCGCGGAGUGCGGCAAGGCCUUCGUGGAGAGCUCCAAGCUGAAGAGACACCAGCUGGUUCACACGGGGGAGAAGCCCUUUCAGUGCACGUUUGAGGGCUGUGGAAAGCGGUUCUCCCUGGACUUUAACUUGCGCACACACGUGCGCAUUCACACUGGAGACCGGCCAUACGUCUGUCCCUUCGACGGCUGCAACAAGAAGUUUGCCCAGUCGACGAACCUCAAGUCGCACAUCCUCACACACGCCAAAGCAAAGAACAACCAGUGAGUGGGCGUGGCCCAGCGACCUGCAGCGGGAGGACGGCAAAUCGCUGGCUCCGCUCCUCUGCGGAGGACAAUCGUCUGUGAACUACUUUGUCGCAGGACAUGAAGCCCCCUUUGUAUUCUUUCUAGAAAAGCAAAUGUUUUAAAACUAAAAAGACCUUUCGGAGAAAAAAACGAAACAUUUUUGAUACGAGUACAAGAAACUCUGGAACACUCGCUCCCCGCUUCCUUCCUGGCGUGUUUCGGGGUACGGCAAGGCAACGUUUCUUCAAGCCUAAAGUUUCUUCAAAUGAAGACGAUAAUUCAUGGAUAUGUCCCUUGAGAUUUUAUUUAUACAUGUUCCCAUCUCCAUCUCAUGAAUCAUUAACACACAAAAAGCCCCGGUAAUGGUCAUCAAUUCAAAUAAAUCCUGGAAUUUGUAUUCACGUUAAGUGUGCAUAUUGUACACUUUUUCUUUAGCACAAGCUUUGCGAUAACAUCUUUUUUAAAUAGCUCUUGUUGGGAGAUUUGACCUUAUUGUUGCCCUCCAAUCUGGACAGGAGGUCAGAGAGGUUUUUCAUAGGUUUUCUUUUUGUAUGUUUGUCUCGAUGCGUCAGAAUCAUUUAGAUGAUAGCAAUGUUAUUUCAAUAGUGAGGCGUGAUUAAAACAUUGUUUCCCUUGCACUACCAGAUAGAAAAGUGUCACGUCUGUCCUUGCAUACUUUAACCCUUCAGAAACUCUUAACUGUCAUAGAUUGUAACAAUUUAUUUUUCUUGCCAUUUUAACUUCAAUCAUUUGAAUUUUGUCUCUUCUGCAGAGUACAAUUUUUAAGUGGAUCUCAAAGCUGUUACAGUAAAGAUGAGCCUUCUAACUUA
Molecule: messenger RNA, 2109 nt
Organism: Gadus macrocephalus (Pacific cod)
Lineage: Eukaryota; Metazoa; Chordata; Actinopteri; Gadiformes; Gadidae
Gene: yy1a
Product: YY1 transcription factor a
Exons: 5
Coding region: 192-1259 (355 amino acids)
Biological process (GO): regulation of transcription by RNA polymerase II
Cellular component (GO): PcG protein complex; transcription regulator complex
Molecular function (GO): DNA-binding transcription factor activity, RNA polymerase II-specific; RNA polymerase II cis-regulatory region sequence-specific DNA binding
Source: RefSeq, a predicted model, not a curated record